UAAUGAUAUAGUUUGAAAUCUCGUUUCAGUAGUAAUUAGUAGUAAACGUAAUUGUUUUUUAUUAUUCUUGUAUCUAAAAUAUAUUUUCAGUUUUUGUUUUCUAUUGAUUGUCUGCUAAUAAUAAUAAGUCUAAUGGUCUAACCACAAAUCCAUCAAGGAAAUGUGACUACAACAAUAUACUUAGAUAUAAUAGAUAAAUUUCAGCAGUUCUCUCAAAAUGAAUGCUGUAAGCGAGAGCUGCACCCUUGGCGACCAUCAUUCUUGUGGGCAGUGUGCAGAUACGUUCCGCAGUAGACCUCUUCUCGCUCGCCAUGUAAACCAAAUGCAUAGACCGGCGAAAAAGUACCCCUGCUCUGAUUGCAGUUCAGCGUUCAACUCUUUGAAGAAUAUCACGCUUCAUCGAGCCAUACACAGUUCGAAGCCGUUCAAAUGCCCUAAAUGUGCGAUCAUUUUUCGUCGUCAUGCCACUCUGGUGGGUCACAUCGAACGGCACUAUGUGACAGAAGAUCAAAUCUGUGCAGUUUGUGAUCGUGAAUUUCGAUCGCUGGAAGAAUUGAAGUCCCAUGUUAAUGAAGGUCACGACGAGCAUUUGAAACGAAAUAAUCAACCAACGAAUAUAAACGUGAUUCGAGAAAUCGGUAGAAAAGUUUUCCCGUGCACGAUUUGUGAGAACAAAGUGUUUAAAAAGCGAAGUCUGCUGGAAAGACAUUUUAUGAUACACACCAAACAGAAACCUUUUAUGUGUGACACUUGCGGGAAAUCCUUCAAUCAAAAGAGCUCCCUCAAGAAGCAUUUGUUGACUCAUAGUAAAGUUCAGAAAUAUGUUUGCUUACUUUGCGGUCUGAAAUUUUCUCAGAAGGUGAAUCUCCGAGUUCACACCGUACGGGUUCACCCAAAGAGAAAUGCUUCGCUAGGUGAACGAUUACCGUGUCCCUAUUGUCCGUGUUUGUUCAAGAAACUUGGUAGCCUGAAUGCACAUAAAACUAAAAUGCAUGCGACCCUUCUGUCUGAGCCUAUUGUUGAAGAGCACUGUACGGCCAGUGACGUCAGUAGCGAGGUAGCCACAGCAACCAUACUUCGAUCGGAGCCCGGGAUCAUCUGCAAAUGUGGUACGUGUGGAAUAUGCCUCCAGGAUGUGGUUCAGUUACAAAAACACAUGGACAGUCAUACAAUGGUUAAGAGCAUUCCCGAAAGCAGAAAUGAUCAACAAAUAAUACCACAAGUAGUUCAGCCCAUAGUCGUCAGUCGAAGUCAUGAACACCUGCAAGGAUCUAGCGAACAACGUCGUUAUAGUUGCACGGUUUGUCCAGCGGCGUUCAAAAAGUCCAGUCAUCUAAAACAACACGUCAAGUCUCACUACGGCAUUAAAGGGAAUCGUUGCGAGAUAUGCGAUAAAACUUUCACCACCAGCCACACGCUGAAAGUUCAUCGCAACAGCCACAAUCAAAACUCACAAUUGCACUACAAGUGCAGUCAGUGUACGGCGCGAUUCAGUCUCCAAUCCAGUCUUCUUCGGCACGCAAAGCUUCACGACAAUCCAGAUCGCAACCGUCAUGACCAACGGUAUCAAAUUUCUGUGGCUCACGUAAGUUCGGUCCAUCCGGAAGUUGAAACUGAUGGGUUAAGUUUGACUCCAACGGAUGCUCCAAUCAAUCAGGAUGAAAUACACGAAUUAGAUGAAAUUACACAUACUGAAAAGAUUCAACUCGUCGAUGUGUCUGACGAAACGCUAAUCGAUUUCAGCAAUUUACCACCAAAUGUUAGUAUCGUAGAUAUCAGUAACCUGACUAAUUGUAUCGUACGAAUCGGCGAUCAGUUAUACGAAAUUCCCGUGCAAAUUGAAACAAACGACGCAGGAGAUGAUAUGCAAGCAACAGAGCCACGUUACUUUGCUUUUCACGAUGACACUGCUGCUACGGGACUGAAUCCUUUAAUAGACGAAGGCACGAACUUCGAAACAACCGAUGAUGCCCUCUAUCAGUAUAUAAACCAGACAUUUGAAGAUACGCCCGCGGAAGGAGUUGAUAUGGUCGAAGCGAAUGUUUCUGAAAGCUGUUCGGCUCCUGUUUCCCAAAAGAAAAGAAAAAAUCGACAAUCGAAAAUGUCGAACAUAACCGAGGAAGAACUGUUUUCCGAAGUUGUUGUUGGCGGCAAGAAAAAGUACGGCUGCAAAGGCUGUGAGAGGAUCUUUAAAAGGCCAGUUGAUCUUCGUCGCCAUAUACGAACCCACACAGGCGAGCGUCCUUUCCCUUGCACUCAGUGUCCAAAAAGUUUUACCUUAAAAGGCGUACUUCAGUCGCACAUGCAAACACACAUAACGAAAAGGGAAAUGCUACACUGCUCAGAAGAGGGAUGCAAUGGUAAAUUCUCAAGUAAAUCCAGUUUAGAGCUUCAUCGGCGGAUUCACACUGGGGACCGUCCUUUCCGAUGCACGGUAUGUUCACUCACUUUCCGAACUUCCGGUCACAUGAAAGCCCAUCUGACGUCUCAUUUGCGUCUGAAAGAACGACAGGAGCAAAACCAUUAAUUCAAAAGUGAAGUACCAGUGCGAAAUAUUCGCGAAAAAGGGCUGUGAUGUAACGUAAGUAGAAACAGUGCAAAGCAGGUAUAUGAAAAUAAGUAUAACUACACAUAUAUUCUAA
Topomyia yanbarensis is the source of this 2642-nucleotide messenger RNA. Its product is annotated as zinc finger protein 678-like. Gene Ontology annotation, biological process: regulation of transcription by RNA polymerase II. Bases 218 to 2527 code for a protein of 769 amino acids. Gene Ontology annotation, molecular function: DNA-binding transcription factor activity, RNA polymerase II-specific; RNA polymerase II transcription regulatory region sequence-specific DNA binding. Lineage: Eukaryota; Metazoa; Arthropoda; Insecta; Diptera; Culicidae. The record is from RefSeq and is a predicted model, not a curated record. The transcript is spliced from 5 exons. Gene Ontology annotation, cellular component: nucleus.